AUGAAAAUUAAUUCUGAGUUAAUUCAGGGGUCACACCAUUUUAUUAAUCCAUUAAAUGAACGGCAACUAGAUUUAAGAGGUAUUCCCUUUAUUCAUAUGUCCAUAGCCAAGAAAAUAACAGCAAUUGAAAAUUUGGGAGCCACUUUGGUAUCAUCAUUCUUAAUUAUAGGAUUUUUUUGACCACAUCGAUUUAGGGGACAAUGAUAUCAAGAAACUCGGAAAUCUCACUUUGUUGAAAAGGUAUAUUAGUUGUUCCAUAAACUUCAGAUUAAAAACUCUAAAUUUAUCCAAUAACAGAAUCGUGAAAUUGACUGAUAUUUCAGACUCAUUGCCCAACAUUGAAAACUUAAUUCUGAUGAACAACAGACUCACAGAUAUUAAUGAAAUGUAUUAAUUAAGAAAUUGCAAAAAGUUAAAGCGCUUGAUUUUGCAUGGUAAUCUCAUCACUCAACAACCUGAUUAUCGCUAUAAAGUCAUAGCCAUUUUACCCAAUCUCAAGGUUUUGGAUUUCAAUAAAGUGACAUUGGCAGUUAAGUCUCUCUUCUUAUGUUUUAGGAACGUGAAAAAGCAGUUGAAUCCUUCAAACCUGACGAAUUGACAGAUUACAUGAAUUUGGUUAACUUGAAGGAUGCUACCAUAGAUAAAGAUCAUAUUAAGAAAUUACUAGAAAACGCAAAGACUUUUGAUUAAAUUAAUUAAUUGGAGAUGUUGCUUAAAUAACAAUAAGUCAAAAACUUAUCAAUCCUUAAUGAUUAAUGA
This is a messenger RNA of Paramecium octaurelia, 759 nucleotides long. NCBI's taxonomy places the organism in Eukaryota, Ciliophora, Oligohymenophorea, Peniculida, Parameciidae. The record is from the annotation of a GenBank genome assembly.